AUGUACAUCCAAUCCGCAACCAUCCUCGCCCUCCUCACCAGCCUAACAGCAGCACAAGACGACCCCUCCCCAGCAGACUACCCCUACAUCAAACCAGGCGACCUCGACAACCGCUCCGCCUGUCCUGGUCUAAACAUCCUCGCCAACCACGGCUACAUCAACCGCAACGGCACGCACAUCACCAAAGAAUCCGCCAUCGAAGCCCAAAUCCUCGCCUUCAACUUCGACCGCGAAACAGCCGCAGGACCCAUCGACGCGGUGUUGAAGUACUCCACAACAAGCACCCCCGAUAUCUCCUUCAACAUACUUGACACCUCCAGGCCACCACUUGACCAGAACGGAAAACUCACGCGGACUGACCGUUUCUUCGGCGACCCUGUGCCAUUCAACCGGACGAUUUGGGAUUCCGUCAUUGAUAGUUUGCCAGCGGAGGAUAAUGCGUUUACCUGGAAAGAGAUGGCGGAUGCGGGAGCGCUGAGACGGAUCCGCGCGAAGGCUGUGAAUCCUGAGUAUGAGAUGUUUGAGACGCAUCUCAAUGCGACGUUCGCGCAGAUGACGGGGUUGAUUGCGGUGUUUGGAGGGAGUGUUGAGAAUGGGAAGGCGAGGAUUGAUUGGCUUAAUGCGAGCAUUGUGGAGGAGAGAUUGCCAUAUCAUCUUGGAUGGAAGAAGUCUGAGGAGAUGCUGGGAAGUCCGCAACUUGGACCGAUUCUGAGGGCUGUGAGAACUGCUCAGUCGGGCGGUGUUUAA
Hymenoscyphus albidus is the source of this 747-nucleotide messenger RNA. Lineage: Eukaryota; Fungi; Ascomycota; Leotiomycetes; Helotiales; Helotiaceae. The record is from the annotation of a GenBank genome assembly.